GGUAGUUUUAGUUUUGACUCGGUGCCGACGCGACCAAAACAUCCCCAUCGUCAUCGAAGUCUCUCUUCCCUCUCCCUCCCAUGUCAGCGCCCCUCUCUUUGUAACAUCCCGCAGAAUAGAGACUAUGCCAGUUAACCCUUACUCCAGUUCCAUGGUGGAUUGAGACGCAGUGGAGGUUUGUGCUUAAAUAGUCUAUGGAGGUUUAGAGUAUAUAAGAUCCUAGAGUAAUUCAUUCUGUUUUCUUCCCACAAAAGGACGCUGCCAUUGCAGUAAAAUCCAGAAAAAAGAACAUAAUAGCAAGUUUGCUAUUAGGAAGCCGAAGGAAGGCGUAUGUUUGUUCUGCAAACGCUUAAAGAACGGUCAUUUCCAUGUUCUUCUCAGAUACUUAACCUUAAAUCUUAUGUUGCCUCCUCUUAUCAGGUUAGCUUCUUGCCGUAAUCUGGUAAGAAAUUCCAUGACUCUCCGCUUUAAAUUCGUUUCAUCCCUUGCCCAAUUAAGUAGUUACGACGUGUCAGACUCAUCUUCUGACGAAAACAAUACCAGUUUGGUCUGUCGACCGCUGGAUAAACUCGAUAAGUUUGAAGUUAUUGAAACCUUGCACAAGUUAAACAGAGAACCCAAUAUUGGGUUGUCAUUUAUUACUCAACUUAAAGAAUUUGGUUUUAAGCACGAUGUAGUAAGUUAUAUGGCAAUUGUUCGAUUUUUGUGUCAUUGGGGUAUGGAUAUUAGGUUAUAUUCUUUGUUUAUGGAUGUUAUUGAUAAUAACAACGGGGAACUUCUUAGUUUUGAAAUUUCGGAUCUGUGUGAUGCAUUGAUAGAAGAGAUUGAGAUGGAGGGGCUGGAAAAACUGAUAAAAGCCAUUGAUGUGUUGGUUAAGGUGUAUGCAAGUGUUGGAAGAUUUGAGGACGCCAUAGAUACCUUGUACAAGAUAAAAAGGGGUCGACUUGUGCUUUCAACAAGAACAUGUAAUUAUCUAAUGAACCAGUUGAUUGAGUGGGACAAACUGGAUAUGGUAGAAUCAGUUUACAGACAAUUGAAGAUGAAAGGGUUAGUUCCAAAUGUGUAUACUUAUGGGAUUCUGAUUAAAGGACUUUGCAGAAAGGGUUGUUUGGAAGAAGCCAAUGAUGUGUUCAGACAAAUGGGAGAGGCUGGAGUGGAGCCUAAUGCUUUCACUUUUGGUACCUACAUUGAUGGACUUUGCUCAAAAGGAAAAACUGAUCACGCCUUUCAAAAACUAAAAAGUUUUAGGGACUCAAAUCUGCCAGUUAAUCUUUUUGCUUAUACUUCUGUCAUUCGAGGUUUUAUAAAAGAGUCAAAGCUAGAAGAUGUAGAAAAUGUCUUGCUUGACAUGUUACAUACAGAAGUUUUCCCUGAUGCAGAUUGUUAUUGUGUGUUAAUUCAAGGUUAUUGUCAGAAAGGUGACAUUCUUAGGGCAUUGGAUCUUUAUGAAGAAAUGGAAUCAAGAGGUAUUAAAACCAAUUGUGUGAUUGUAAGCUCGAUAAUGCAAUGCUUGUGUGGUUUGGGCAAACUGGUUGAAUCAGUAGCGUGGUUCUUUGAUAUUAUGAAAUCAGGAGUUUUCCUUGAUGAAAUCUCGUAUAAUAUCGCGAUUGAUGCUUUAUGUAAACUUAAGAAAAUGGAUGAAGCCAUGAAGUUAUUUGAUGACAUGAAAGGUAAGAACAUGAAACCAGAUGUUGUGCAUUACACCACUCUAAUCAAAGGUUACUACCUCAAUGAAGAACCUUGGAAUGCAUAUGAAAUCUUUGGGGAGAUGAAAUCGAAUGGAUUGAAACCAGAUUUUAUCACUUUCGAUGUUCUUGCUAGUGGGUUAUCAAGAUUCGGUAGUUUUGAAGACACAAUUGAUCUUUUACAUGAUAUGCAAACACAAGGUUUAGAACCUUCCAGUAUUACACAUAAUGUGAUCAUUGAGGGGUUAUGUAAAGGAGAAAAGACAAAAGAAGCUGAAGUUUAUUUCAAUACUUUACACCCCAAAAACCUGGAUAACUAUGCUGCAAUGAUGAACGGAUACUGUGAAGCAAACAAUACUACAGAUGCCUUUGAGAUUUUAUUCUCUGAGAGACGACUUUUUGCAAAAAGGGCUUCUUGUUUGAAACUUCUAAGUUGUCUUUGUGCAGAAGGUGAAACUAAAAAAGCUAUGAAACUAUAUAAAGAAUUUGAAGCAUCAGACAAUGGUCCAUGUAAGACAAUGUAUAGUGAAAUUAUAUAUUUGUUAUGUCGUGUUGAAGAUAUGCGAACAGCUAGGGUCAUUUUCGACAAAAUGAUUCAGAAAGGAUUUACACCAGAUGUUGUUACAUACACCAUGAUGUUAUAUGGUUACUGCAGGGUGAAAUGGUUAAAUGAAGCCCAUAAUCUUUUUCUUGACAUGAAAAACAGGGGAAUCAAACCUGAUAUAUACACAUAUACAGUUUUGCUUCAUGGAGCUAGAACAAAAGAGGAUGUGAAGGAUCUUACAGAUGAGUUGAAGGAGAAUGGUUUAUCUUUUGAUGUUAAUUGCUACACUGUUGUGAUCAACAAGCAUUGUCAGUUGAACAACUUACAUGAAGCUGUUUUGCUGUUUAAAGAAAUGAAAGAUAAAGGUGUUGAACCAAAUACUGUGACAUACACUGUGUUUGCACGUGGUUUAUGUCAUCAGGGGUAUAGGAAUCAUGCUGUAGCACUUGUUGAUGAGAUGAUAUCAAAGGGUAUCCAGCUGAAUAAAAGUACAAUUAGAGCACUUGAAGUGGUGAUCAAGAAAGUGUAAUUUGAUCAUUAGAGUACGUCUUUACAGGUUGAGACAUUUGAUAGACACGUGUGUGAGGAGGUCUACAUAGUCUUAAAAGGGAGUGGAAAGCUGGAAGAGUUUAAUAUCUGUUCAAGUUGUACAUUUUACAUCCUUAAACCUCACCAGAUCUGUGAAAAUUUGGGUGUUCAAAAUAUUGUAUAUCAUAGAAAGUUGCUGAUUUUCAAUCUAUAUCUGUAUAUCAUAAUUUGAUUUAAUCCGCAUCUGCAUUUUAAAGAAGAGGUUCAGAUCCAAACAUCAAAGGGAAGCUCUGGUUUUCUUAAUAAAGCCAUAGAGGGGUGAUCUCAAUGGGCACUUUAUAUCUCCAGCUCAAAAUAUUGCCUAAGAUCUGAAUAUGUAUAUGAUAUAUAAUAUAGAUGAUUUGUGCAUUGAAUACUCCCAAUGCAUGUCAUGUAGGCAUCUGAGGUUUUUUAGUAAAGUUGCUUCUAAAGAAAGGUUGAUGCCAUGUAACUAUAACAUCUCCUAGGCAUUUCUGGAGCUACAUAUAUCUCCAAGAGUGUUAUUAUAUAUUCUUUUCAAUUUCUUGAUCAUUUAAACUGUAAUUUACAAUGUAUAACAUUUAACCUCUUUGAAACUUGUUAUUACUUGUGAGAGUA
Lactuca sativa (garden lettuce) is the source of this 3393-nucleotide messenger RNA. RefSeq names its product Pentatricopeptide repeat (PPR) superfamily protein. Gene Ontology annotation, cellular component: mitochondrion. NCBI's taxonomy places the organism in Eukaryota, Viridiplantae, Streptophyta, Magnoliopsida, Asterales, Asteraceae. Gene Ontology annotation, molecular function: protein binding; mRNA binding. The record is from RefSeq and is a predicted model, not a curated record. Gene Ontology annotation, biological process: RNA processing; mitochondrion organization.